Dicentrarchus labrax (European seabass) is the source of this 2911-nucleotide messenger RNA. Its product is annotated as putative gustatory receptor clone PTE03. Gene Ontology annotation, cellular component: membrane. The record is from RefSeq and is a predicted model, not a curated record. Gene Ontology annotation, biological process: G protein-coupled receptor signaling pathway. Lineage: Eukaryota; Metazoa; Chordata; Actinopteri; Moronidae. The coding region runs from base 140 to 1054 and encodes 304 amino acids. Gene Ontology annotation, molecular function: olfactory receptor activity; G protein-coupled receptor activity. The transcript has 2 exons.
GUCAUUACAUGCCAAUAAAAGGCAGAGCCUUUUACAUUAUGUCUUAUAACACAUGUCAACUGCUUGUGAGAACAGGACAAGGUGACAUAGUUGUUUUUCAACCGAAGAAGCAACAAUAACAACAUUAUCGUGUGCAGUUAUGUACACAAAUGCAUCUUCUGCAGUUUUACUGACACUGGAAACACUGCACAUAUCUAAUGCAUAUAUUUACCCAGCAUUUUUGUUUGGGACUUUAACAUAUCUGUGUAUUAUGUUUUUCAACUUGUUGGUAUUAACAACUAUUGCCUGUAGUAAAAAGCUACACAAGCCCAUGUUUAUCCUGCUGUUAAACCUGCCCCUUAGUGACAUGUUGGGUGCUACGGCCUUUUUCCCUCAUCUUGUGUUCAGCAUUGUGACAGAAAACAGACAGAUUUCCUAUUCUGCAUGUGUUUCUCAGGCUUUUCUGAUUCAUUUUUAUGGUGGAGGUAACUUGUUCAUCUUGAGUGCCAUGGCAUAUGACAGAUAUAUUGCUAUAUGUUGUCCUUUGAGGUAUAAUGCAGUCAUGACUCCACAUACCUUAGUAAAAUUAAUUUUUGUUAUAUGGUUUAUGAACUUUUCAAUAGUAGCCACACUGAUUUUGUUGCUUUUACGGACUACAGUUUGCAGGACUAAUAUAGUGGAUAUGUUCUGUAACAAUCCAUCAUUAGUGAAACUGGCCUGUGAGGACACCAGAGUGAACAACUACUACGGACUGUUUUCUAUAGUCUUAUGUCAAGGCGGACCACUGUUAAUAAUAAUGUACACGUAUGCACAGAUUUUGCGUACAUGCGUUAUGACUAAUCAGACCGAUGCGAGGCGAAAAGCCAUUCAAACAUGUGGCUCGCAUUUAGUUGUUUAUUUAAUGCUAGAGAUUAAUACUUUGUUUACACUCAUUGCUCAUCGCCUUGAGAGUGUGUCCCCUUUUCUGAGAAGGGCUCUUGGUAUGUCAGUUUUAAUUUUUCCCCCUUUUUUUGAUCCGAUUAUAUAUGGACUAAAAACCAAAGAACUGAAGCAGGGCAUAAAAAUGUUCCUAUGAAACAAUUUAAAUUCAUGUGGGAAAUUAAACCUUUAUUUUUUCAAAUAUAUGUAUAUGUAUAUCCUAAAAUAAUGAUGACUUCCAAAUCCAGAGUAAGUUAUUCCUUUUAAAAAUAGUCCACCUUCAAACAUAUUUAUUACGGUAUGUGUUCUUUCAUUAGGGUUGAUGGUCUUAACUGUUCAAUACAGACUUGUGAUGUUGUUUUAAGUUCCUAGACAAGACAAAACAGCUUAACAAAGUAAUGGACACUGGAGUCUUAUGUGUUUCCUCCUUUCUUCAGUCUUUGGGUUGCAAAAUCAGAAUUUAACUGCUUGUUCUUUUUUAAACACAAGAAAAGCACAGACUCAGGAUUUUGACUGUUCUCUGCUCAAGCAGAUGAUUUUUAUUUAUGACAUUCUAUAUGUUUAAUGAAUGUCAAGGAAAGAGAGGGGAUGACAUUCAAGAAAGGGCCGCAGGUAUUUGCCCCCUUCCUGAUUUCUUUUCUUUCUUUUUUUUUUCUUUUUUUGCAUAUUUGUCAUACUUAAAUGUUUCAGAUCAACAAACAAAUUUUAAUGUUAGACAAAGAUAACCUAAGGAAAUACAAAAUGCAGUUUUGAAUGAGGAUUUCAUUUAUUAAUGGAAAAAAGCUAUCCAAACCUUCCUGGCCCUAUGUGAAAAAGUAAUUGGCCCCUAACCCUAAUAGCUGGUUGUGCCACCCUCUUUAUAUUUGUCUAAUAUUACAUUUGUUUUGCUCUGAAACAUUUAAGUGUGACAAAUAUGCAAAAAAAAAAAAAAAAAGAAAGAAAAGAAAUCAGGAAGGGGGCAAAUACUUCUUCACAGCACUGUAUUUAUUGAAAGUUACAAUGACAUAACAAUAAAUUAAAUACAAUCUUUUUAGUAUGCACUGUGAGAAACGUCUGUAAUUUUCUGACAAAUCAAUGGUAAAUGUGAUAUGAAAGGUUAUUUGAUAUUUUCUGAUACUGUAUGCACACUAGAAGAGGAAUAAACAAUGUUGAAAUGAAACACUAAAAUUUUUAAAUAUGUGCAUCACAAUACCAAGUCAUUGACAAUGGUAUAAAUGUAAAUUCAGGGGUAUGACAUGUAACAAAGGUUGCUAAAUCGAAGAUGUUGCAGCAUAACCAUUAAGCUACCAAGGUGCUCCGGCACUGUUAAGUGUAUUUUUUUUUUUUCUUUUAGAGUUUGUUAAGAGUUGUUUUUUUUACUCCUCAUCUCAUGGUUAAUUGUUUGUUUUAAAGUAUGUUUACAUCAUACAUCAGCAAAUGUGUUGAUGAUGUGGUGAUUAAAAUCAUUCCCCAACCAGAAAGUAUGAAGGGCCAUACAAGCCAUAAUUCAUUCUGGCCCUCUUACAUAUGUAUAUUCUCCUUUCACAUGCAUAUAUUUCACAAUUUAUUUUCAUUCAUACAUCCACCCAUUUCUGUUCUCAUAUCUAUAUGUUUUAACUCACACAUUCAUGUAAUUAUGUAUUUGAACUCACACACAUUCAUACAUUUUGCUCUCAUGCAUAUGAAAUCAAUGUAUACAAUUCAUGUUAUAGAUAAUAUAUGUAUGUCUGAAGACAAUAUAAGUAAGUAAGCAGAAUGUAUGCACGUGGAAAAGUAAGGCAGGAUCAUGUUUAGGUCAUGAUCAAUGUGGAAGGGGGAGAUGAGAUGAGAGUAUUGCAACAAGUCACUGGGAUAUUAAGGUCUUGCUUUAUAGUUUUCAAAGUCUAUUCAACUUAUUGAUCUUUUCUUUAUCAUUGACCCUAAUGUACCGACUGCUUCUCUGUUUCUUGAAUCUUCAAAAUCUUGAGAUUGGCAGAUAUCCAGAUAAGAUUUGAAUGUGGUCAAAAAGUUCUCCAUAAAGCCUCUCAUGAACAAA